Molecule: messenger RNA, 774 nt
Organism: Lolium rigidum
Lineage: Eukaryota; Viridiplantae; Streptophyta; Magnoliopsida; Poales; Poaceae
Product: germin-like protein 8-7
Exons: 2
Coding region: 7-696 (229 amino acids)
Cellular component (GO): cell wall
Molecular function (GO): manganese ion binding
Source: RefSeq, a predicted model, not a curated record
CAGAAAAUGGCCUCGUCCUCCUCCUCGUGCUUCCUUCUCUUCGCUGUUAUUCUUGCAGUGAUCUCAUGGCAGGCUAUAGCCUCCGAUCCUAGCCCUCUCCAGGACUUUUGCGUCGCAGACAAUAGCUCACGUGUGCUAGUUAAUGGAUUCGUCUGCAAGGACCCAAAGGUUGUAACAGCGGAGGACUUCUUCCUGGCAACCAAACUUGACAUGCCGAGGGACACAAAGAUGAGCAAGGUUGGCUCCAACGUGACCUUGAUCAACGUCAUGAAGCUUCCAGGCCUCAACACUCUUGGCAUCUCCCUAGCACGAAUCGACUAUGCACCCCUAGGCGAGAACCCACCACACACGCACCCUCGUGCAACUGAGAUCCUCACCGUGCUUGAGGGUACACUCUAUGUUGGCUUCAUCACGUCCAACACUGACAACAAACUCUUCUCCAAGGUGCUCAACAAGGGUGAUGUGUUUGUCUUCCCGCAAGGACUUAUCCACUUCCAGUUUAACCCCAAUCCCUACAAGCCAGCAGUUGCAAUUGCUGGACUUAGCAGCCAGAACCCAGGGGCAAUUACCAUUGCCAAUGCUAUAUUUGGAUCAAAGCCUAUGAUCUCCGAUGAUGUACUUGCCAAGGCAUUUCAGGUGGAGAAGAAGACCGUAGACUGGCUCCAAGCUCAGUUCUGGGCUGACAACCACAAUUAAUUAAAUGUUCUAUGUAAUAGUAAUUAGUUAUUGUAUGUGAUCCAAAAAUAAAUUUCUGAAGUUAUUGGUUUGAUUCAA